Loa loa (African eye worm) is the source of this 570-nucleotide messenger RNA. RefSeq names its product zinc finger protein. The transcript is spliced from 3 exons. Lineage: Eukaryota; Metazoa; Nematoda; Chromadorea; Rhabditida; Onchocercidae. The record is from RefSeq and is a predicted model, not a curated record. Bases 1 to 570 code for a protein of 189 amino acids.
AUGGCAUAUAUUAUUUGGUUCAAUCUUCUGUUAUGCAUCGCUUCAGUUCAAAAUAGUCCAGUCAAACAGAAGCAUAAAUGUCGUUAUUGUAAUGUGACUACGCUGACGCAUAAGGAAUAUUUAAAACAUUAUGGAACGCACAAGGAAGAAGGCUUAUAUAAGUGUACUUGGUCCACAUGUGGAAGGAAAUUCCAUACUUCAAAGGGACUUCAACAGCAUUACGAGAAACAUCAACCUAAACUUCUGUGUGAAAUCUGUGGCUCUUUCCUUUCUUUUAAGAAAGGACUUGGAGAGCACAAGAAACGAUGCCACGGAGUUAGAGGCCGAGUGGAACGAAAUCCGCAUUUGGGACAUACUUUAGUAGACAUACGAAACCAUCGCAUUGCCGGUCAAGCUUCAUUAGGUCAACAAGAUGACUCGGGCAAUGAGUACUUCUCAGAAAACUUUACUGAUGUCAUUAGUGAAUCCGUUAUCAAGGAAUUAAUUUGUCAUUCUGGAUUGUUGUCGGUUAGAGCUGCAUCAGCUAUUCCGCCCAAUCAAUUAGAUAAUGAUUUUGACAGUAGGUUGUAA